AUGCUCUCUGCAUCUUCUUCUUAUCUCCUGGUGCCAUUUCUAGGCACCCCUUGUUUGAAUUUGGUCAAAUUAUCGCAGCCCCUGAAUGCGCUCGCUGCGUUUAGGGUCUCUGUGCGUCAUUUUUGUUCGGAGAUUGUUACAGUGGAUCAAAGUUUUGACUGUGAUGGGAGGAGUGGUAUUGAGGACGAAUCAUUAGAAGGUGAUGUAGAUAAGUUUUGGGAGGCCAUUACGGAUAACUCUAACGCAUAUUGUAAUAUGGAGAAAGCUCUUGAUCAAGUUGGUCUACCAUUGACUACUCCGUUGGUUGUUGGGGUGCUUCAUAGGCUUCGUUUUGAGGAGAAACUAGCAUUUAGGUUCUUUAUGUGGGCAGGCCGCCGAGAAAAUUAUGUUCAUGAAUCUCUGGCGUACAAUGAUAUGAUUGACAUAUUAUCGUGCACGAGGUAUAAAGUGAAGCAGUUUCGAAUUGUUUGUGACUUACUGGAUUAUAUGAAGAGGCACAACAAGAGUAAGGUUCCUGUUGAGGUUCUCUUAACAAUUUUGAAGCAAUACACGGAAAAGCAUCUCACCUAUCUGCAGAAAUUCGCCAAGAAGAAGCGGAUACGGGUGAAGACGCAGCCGGAAAUCAAUGCGUUGAACCUGCUAUUGGAUGCCCUGUGUAAGUGCAGUCUGGUUCAAGAUGCUCAAGACAUGUUACAGAGGGUGAAGAAAAAGGUUAAGCCUGAUGCUAAUACGUACAACAUUUUGUUUUUUGGUUGGUGUAGAGUUAGGAAUCCGACUCGAGGAAUGAAGCUGCUGGAAGAGAUGAUCCAAAUGGGACAUGCACCUGAUAAUUUCACAUACACUACUGCCAUUGAUGCCUUUUGCAAAGCAGGGAUGGUGUCUGAGGCAGCUGAACUUUUUGAAUUCAUGCGAACCCGAGGUUCUACAAUUUCUUCUCCCACUGCAAAAACUUAUGCAAUUAUGAUUGUGGCUCUUGUGCAGAAUGAUAGAAUGGAGGAGUGCUUCAAACUUCUCGGACAUAUGAUAAACAGUGGUUGCCUUCCUGAUGUUUCUACAUACAAGGAAUUACUUGAAGGAAUGUGUUUGGCUGGAAAGGUUGAGGAGGCUUACAAGUUUUUGCAAGAGAUGGGAAACAAAGGUUACCCUCCUGACAUCGUUACUUUUAACUGUUUUCUCAAGGUUCUUUGUGACAAUAAAAAUAGUGAGGAAGCACUUAAGCUUUAUGGAAAAAUGAUAGACGUAGGUUGUAUGCCUAGUGUGCAGACUUAUAAUAUGCUGAUUUCAAUGUAUUUUGAGAUGGGUGAUCCUGACGGGGCAUUUGAGACUUGGCAUGAGAUGGAUAAGAGGGGCUGUGCACAGGAUACUGAUACUUACUGCAUGAUGAUUGAAGGGCUUUUUGGUUGCAAUAAAGUGGAAGAUGCGUGCUGCCUAUUGGAAGACGUCGUAAACAAGGGAAUGAAAUUGCCAUAUAGCAAGUUUGACUCAUUUCUGAUGCAGCUUUCUGUGAUUGGUGAUCUCCAAUCCAUCCACAGGCUUUCAGGUCAUAUGAGACAGUUCUACAAUCCUUCUAUGGCAAGACGUUUUGCGUUGAACCAGAAGCGGAGGAGCAUGAGUUUGAGAGGGAGCUAA
Molecule: messenger RNA, 1629 nt
Organism: Prunus armeniaca (apricot)
Lineage: Eukaryota; Viridiplantae; Streptophyta; Magnoliopsida; Rosales; Rosaceae
Source: the annotation of a GenBank genome assembly